AUGGAGUCCUUUGAAGAACUAACUGACACAACAGAUGAAGAGUCCACCAACAAACCCUACAGUGAAAAUUACCAGCUCUGGAACCUCAAGGCCAAAGAAAUUUUUACUACCAAGACCCAAAGUUACUUCAUGAAGACUAAAAGAACUAAGAACAUUUUGACACACUUGGCUUUCUCUCUUGGGCUAGGCAGCAUGUGGCGUUUCCCUUACCUGUGUCAACAGAAUGGAGGAGGUAGCUUCAUCCUGAUGUACUUACUCAUGCUCCUCUUCUUCGGGAUUCCCCUGUUGUACAUGGAGGUGAUCAUAGGGCGGUGGCUGCGUGUAGACAUCAUCCAGGUCUGGAAGCAGCUCGUUCCCUGGCUAGGUGGCGUGGGCUACACUAGCAUACUGGUCUGCAUGUUGAUGAGCUUGUAUAACAGUGCCGUCCUCUCCUGGAGCCUCUACUACCUGGCCAAUUCCUUUGACCAUCCCCUGCCUUGGGAUUAUUGCCCGCUGGUGAAGAACAUCAGUGUCACUGACUUCUCUUGCCUUCAGACUGUGCCCCACCAAUACUUCUGGUACCACACCACCCUGGAAGCCUCAGGCCACAUUGAGGAAGGGAUCCAGAACCUCGUCCUAAAGCUCAGCCUGGGUGUCUUGACAAUUUGGAUCUUCCUUUUCAUCAUUGUCAUCAUGGGGCUCGAUUUGUCAGUGUUGUUGCUGUUUUUCUCGAUAAUCCUCCCCUACAUCUUCCUCCUCUGCAUCUUCAUCAAAUGUCUCUUUCUGGAAGGUGCAGUUGCCAGCCUGGAACGUAUGAUAACCACAGAGCUCUCUGCCUUGUCCUCGCUGGAACUGUGGCGUCAGGCAGGAGGCCAUGUGCUCUAUUCCCUGGGCCUAGGCAUGGGCACCAUCAUCACCUCCUCCUACGAGGCUGGAAGGGACAACUUUGUCAAGGCAACCUUCCUCGUAGUCCUGGGAAACCUGAUGACCUCGAUGCUGACCACAUCCAUCAUCUUUCUAGUGCUGGGGUUCUGGGCUACCACCAGUGGCCAUACCUGUGUUCAGAAGAGUGUCUCAAGGCUGAUAGAGCUGAUAUCCAUUGGGGUGCUACCCAAGGAGGCCAAGCCCCCAGAUAACAUCCUGCUCAUGCUCCCCCAGGACUACCUGAACUGGAUCAUCCACCUCCCCAGACACCUCCAGUACCAGGUCAUCCACCACUCCCUGUCCUGCAGUAUCAGAGUGCAGAAGGAAAAGCUCAUGGAGGGCCCUGGCCUCACAUUUGCAGCCUUCUCCCAGGCCGUCUCAUUGCUCCCUCAUGCCUCUCUCUGGGCCAUCCUCUUCUUCCUGGCUCUGUUCAUCACAGGCCUGGGCACCUUGAUAAAAACCUCGGAGAACAUUGUCCUUUCUCUCCAGAACUCCACAGUCUUUGUGAAGUAUCCCAGCCUGGCCCCAGUGGUCAUCUGCCUGGGAGGGCUUCUGGGCAGCCUCGUCUUCAGCAGUCACGCCGGCAUCUACAUAAUGUCUUUGUUUGAUGACCACCUGGUCCCUCUCACCCUUGUCGCCAUUGUGACAUUCCAGAAUAUGGCUUUGUCCUGGAUCUAUGGAGCCCACAGGUUUAGGGAGGAGAUGAUCCGUGACUUAGGGCACCUUCUGAGACCCUCCUUCACUUUCCUGUGGUGCUACGUGACACUGCCCGGGCUGCUGGCCCUCCUCAUCAUCUGCAUCCUGCCCCUCCAUCACAAGGAAACCUCCUAUAUUGCCUGGAAUAGAAGUAUGAGCCAGGAAGUAAAGCAGCCCUACCCGAACAGCGCCCUGGGCUGGGUCACCUUCCUCAGCGUCUUCACCUUUCUGCCGAUACCGGCCUACCUGCUUUACCAAUGGUGGUUCCUCCAGGACCCCAUGACCUCUGAGACAGUGUCCUUCCAAACGAUGACCAUGGACUCCUCCAAACCCGGAAGGUGGCUCAAGCACCCCGUGAGGAAAUCCACCUCCAGUUCCCAGAACAAAGUCCAGGAGACUUCGAGGUUCACCCAGUCCCCAGGGAGGAACCCCGAGAGACCCUCCUUCAGCCUGACUCCCAUCGCCUCCCUGUUCUCCUUGUGGAGCAGCAGCCUCAUCACUUCCAAGCAGGUGAGCCCGAUGUUCGUAGCUGUGGACAACAAUGUCAAGCUUGGGGAGUCCACAGAAGAAAAGAUGCCCAACAACUCUACAGAUUAA
Molecule: messenger RNA, 2196 nt
Organism: Marmota flaviventris (yellow-bellied marmot)
Lineage: Eukaryota; Metazoa; Chordata; Mammalia; Rodentia; Sciuridae
Product: orphan sodium- and chloride-dependent neurotransmitter transporter NTT5-like
Biological process (GO): sodium ion transmembrane transport; nitrogen compound transport; amino acid transport
Cellular component (GO): plasma membrane
Source: RefSeq, a predicted model, not a curated record